AAUAUGUGAUGAUUAACUGGACUUUCCUGCCUGAUUUGUGUUAGGCUUUAUAUGCUCAUGUUGUUCUCCAGUGGAUUACAAUUGCUUGCUUAAAGCUUCUCAGUCAAUCUGUGGAUGUGGAACAGGAUCAUUUAAACCAUGAGCAGUCCAAAGUGUCCCAGUUGUCAGCAAUCUGAUAUCAGAAAGUUGGAUGGACAGCGUGCAGUCUGCAAAUCUUGUUCUAAAGCAAAGAGAACUGUGUUUCAGUUCUGCUGGGCAUGUCAGAGGGAAUGGCCAUACGAUGCUUCAACCACCAACUCCUGCAUGCUUCCGAACUGUGCGUUUCGUGCUGCCCUCCUCAGCGUCAAACAUAUCCAUGACCCGCAAAGCUCAGUGAAUGGAUGCCCAUACUUUAGGGCCUGUCUGGGAUGCCAUGCCCUGUUAACACACAGUGGUGAAGGCUGCCCAAACAUCAUUUGUCCCCAAUGCGACAAGGAGUUCUGCUUUCGUUGCUUGCGCCCAGAAUGCAAUGACAAUGAAUACUAUGGCAGUGAUGAUGAAGAUGAUACUGAGACAGAGCCCUGUGUGAUAGUGGAUAAUGCUGAGAUCCUUAAACAUCUGGGACUCUAGAGGAUGAUGAUAAACUAUUAAAAAUAAGAUUUCACAAUAAAAUAAA
Carassius carassius (crucian carp) is the source of this 655-nucleotide messenger RNA. RefSeq lists its product as uncharacterized. NCBI's taxonomy places the organism in Eukaryota, Metazoa, Chordata, Actinopteri, Cypriniformes, Cyprinidae. The transcript has 2 exons. The record is from RefSeq and is a predicted model, not a curated record. Bases 139 to 609 code for a protein of 156 amino acids.